AUGAACGCCAAGAACAACAUAUUUCAGAUCCUCCGAGAGGAAGAUAAGAUAAAGAGGAAGUCAAAGCAGCUGAAGGAGAGCCAGCAGAAGAAGGAAAAUGAGAAGAAGGAUAUUAGCACCUUUUCCUUCGAUAUAAGCAAGUACUCCUCCUGGGCCGACAUGGUGGACGAGUACGACGAGUUCUUCUACGAAGUGGAGAAGCUGAAGGAUCAGCAGAAGAACGGAGCAAAUAACAACAAGGAGAAGAAAAAGAAAAAAACGAAAAAAAAAAAAAAAGAGGACGAAUAUAGUGAUGAUAGUAGUGAGGAAGACAAAGAGGACGCCGACCAACCCACGCAGGGAAACAUCCCCGAAAAGGAAAAAAAAAACAACAAAUCUUCGAGCACUCCUAAUGCAAAGAAGAAGCAGAAUGGAAGUGCCAAUGGGAUUAACAAUCUAGCUAAACAAAAACAAAUGGAGAAAAAAAAAAAAUACAAAAAGGAAAGAGAAAAAAAUAAACUGGAAAAUAUCUUACUUGAAUUUACAAGCACAUAUAAUCCCAGCGCGGAAAAGGAAGUGCAGGAUGGGGAGGAGCUCCCAAAUGGAGUUGAUUCAGUUAAGAUUACUGUACCAGGGGAUGCCAAUGGAGGAGGAGGGGCUACGCCUACAGGACGAGGGGAUAAUGAAGACAAGCUAAAGAAAAAGGAGAAGAAGAAAAAAAAAGACAAGAAGAAAAAGGAAAAGAAAAAGCAGGAAGAACUGAACGAUUCACUCAAGAGGGAGGAGCUGGGUGUGACUACCCCUGGAGAGAAGGUUGACGAGGGGGCCAACGGCGAGGCAGGAACACCCCACCAGAAGGAAAAAACCCCCAUCCCCGUGAACGAAAAAUUAAAAAUGCUGCUCAGCAUGACGUCGAAGAAAAAAAAAAAACGAGAGAAAAUCGACGACAUUAUUGCCAUUGUGGAGAGAGAGGAAAAUAUAAAAAAAAAACAGCAGGAAAAAAUUAAGCAGAAGGAGAAGCAAAAGUUAAAGAUGCUCCAGAAGUCGAUGCAGUGA
Molecule: messenger RNA, 1035 nt
Organism: Plasmodium coatneyi
Lineage: Eukaryota; Apicomplexa; Aconoidasida; Haemosporida; Plasmodiidae
Exons: 4
Coding region: 1-1035 (344 amino acids)
Source: RefSeq, a predicted model, not a curated record